Orbicella faveolata is the source of this 2266-nucleotide messenger RNA. Its product is annotated as serine/arginine-rich splicing factor 1-like. NCBI's taxonomy places the organism in Eukaryota, Metazoa, Cnidaria, Anthozoa, Scleractinia, Merulinidae. Gene Ontology annotation, molecular function: mRNA binding. The record is from RefSeq and is a predicted model, not a curated record. Gene Ontology annotation, cellular component: nucleus; cytoplasm.
UAGCAGACCUUACUCGUGGCCGGCCAUCUUUGAAUCUUUGUACUGACGCAGUUUGUUAGACUUCCUUUUUUAAGGACGUUUAACGACUCUUAUUUUAGCCCAAUGAUGAAUCGAAGCAAUAACAAUAGUAGGCGAGUUUACGUUGGAAACUUGCCUUCUAACGUAGACGAAAGAGAUUUGGAAGAUAUCUUUUACAAAUACGGAGAAAUUGCCGACGUCGACUUGAAAAUUCCUCGUUAUGGUACUGGAGGCACACCGUUUGCUUUCGUCGAAUUUAAUGACCCAAGAGAUGCUGAAGAUGCAGUCAGAGGGAGAGAUGGAUACGAAUUUGAUGGUCAGAGGAUUCGUGUAGAGUUUCCACGUGGUGGACGUGGGGGUGGCCGAUCAGGUGGAGGAUUUGGUGGUGGUGGCUAUGGUGGUGGUGGUGGUGGUGGUGGUGGUGGUGGCGGUGGUCGUGGUCCUCCUCCACGGCGCUCUGAGUACCGAGUCUUAGUCUCUGGGUUGCCUCCCACUGGUAGUUGGCAGGAUCUCAAGGACCAUAUGCGAGAUGCUGGUGAUGUUCAGUUUACUGACGUUUUCAAGGAUGGAACUGGUAUUGUGGAAUACUCUCGUUAUGACGACAUGAAAUAUGCCCUGAAACAUCUUGAUGACUCCAAGUUCCGUUCUCAUGAGGGUGAAGUUGCUUUCAUUCGUGUAAAACAGGACAAUCCUGGUGGAGGCCGUGGGUCACGAAGCCGUAGUCGGUCACGUUCACGAAGCAGAUCCCCAAGAAGGAAGUCCCAUUCCCGCUCCCGCAGCCCUCGUCGAUCAUAUUCACCAAAGAAAUCCAAGUCCCCUUCCAGAUCACCGAAGAGGAGAAGAUCUGGCUCUCCAAGGCGUUCUAAAUCUCGUUCACGUUCACGUUCAUAGACAUUCCACUGCAUUCCUGUUAUGUGUAGUUCUGUUCUUUAUUGUUUUGAUGUAAGAGAAGGCAUAAAUAGAGUGACGUCUUAGCUGUAACAAAAGAUAGCUUUUUAUUUCUGAUUUUGUGUAGUCAGGCACAUCUUUUACUCUUCCAUGAUAUCAUUUUCAGGGCUGCACAAGCAAAUUGUGAUAUUGGAAAGGAAAGCUAGGAAAGAAAACAACAAUAGAUGUUUCUGCACUUAACUUGCUAAGGAAAUCAGAAACUGGAUAAGGAACCAGUGGAUUAAAAUACCCUCUGGGAACAAUAGGAUCAAUUGGACAUAGGACAUUUUCUUUGGAUAUCAUGGUAUGCAUGGUUUCUCAAUUAUGAUGAUAAACCUACAUCAGAAAUUGACACUUUUUUUAAGACUGCAGAUGGGUAAUUAUGUUAAUGUGAACCCAUUUAAAGACCUUUGAGUUCCAUUUGAUUAAGACAAUGUAUUUGGUUUCAUUUUAAUUUAAUUUUGAUGUAUGUGCAAAAGUAAAAUACUGUUCCAGCAAGCAAGAAUUAAAGAACAGUAAGUCUUAAAUAAUGUGGCUGACUACUGCAUGAUUCUCAGUACUUUACUUAAAGACAAGCAGCAUUCCUGCAUUUUUCCUCUCAAGCAUGCUGUGUUGUUUAAAAUUGAAAGAAAUUAUUGACAAGUUAACUUUUUAUAAUUCUGUGACAGAUCUAAAGCUGUCUGGAGGAGACCGGAUCCUCUCAUGUCAGUGAUCACGGAAUAGCAUAGGAACUGGAGGUCAGCUCCAGUACAGUUUUGGGACAGAACAUUGGAAACAAUCAGGAGUCAAUUUUUUGGAACUCAUUCAUUCGCCAGGAUAGGAUUUGGAUGUAAACUCUUUUGGCAGUUGCCAACAUUUUUGGAGGAAAAUCAGAGUUUUGGAUGGAGGAAAAGCAAUGACUAUCUUUCAAAUAUAAUGGUCUCUCAAAGUACUCUUCCAUGGAGGGUAGCCUCAAUGUGGUAUGAUGUUUUACAAGUUCAGUUUAAUGAAAUUUCCAAUUAAACCAAACAUAAGCUCAUCCAAAACAUAUCCUAAGAAAAAAAAAUGACAUUUUAUUCCUUCCAAUGUGAGGACUUUCCCCCUGUUUGUGCUUCAUAACAAAGGGUAGUGGUCUAUUACUUUCUUUCUUGCACCAUGUUGCAUGUGUUUUGACUAACAUUUUUGCUUCAGGAACACAGUCUACCGGAUUUGCUUGCAGAAAACGAAUGCAGGGAUGUGAAGUAACCAGUUGACAAGUAUCCUAUCGUUGAGGUCAUGUCAUAUACAUACAUGAUUAUCAUUGUUUGGUCAAACUGAGUAAAAGUUAUUAUGGAAUCACAAA